ACUCUGCCCCCGCCGCUCCCCGCCGGCCCGCGCCCGCCUCCCGCCCGCGGCCGCCCUCCCCGCCGCCCCCCGGGGUACUAUGGUCGCCGGCCAUGGACGCCCCAGGUGCAGGACGCCCCUUUGAGUACCUUAUUGAAACAUUGAAUGACAGUUCACGUAAGAAGUUCUACAAUGUACCUAGACUUGGAGGCACCAAGUAUGGUGCUCUGCCUUACUCGAUACGGGUCCUGUUGGAAGCUGCUGUGCGGAACUGUGAUGGCUUCUUGAUGAAAAAGGAGGACGUCAUGAACAUUUUAGACUGGAAGACCAAACAAAGCAGUGUCGAAGUGCCCUUUUUCCCUGCCCGUGUCCUACUUCAAGAUUUUACUGGAAUACCAGCAAUGGUGGAUUUUGCUGCUAUGAGGGAGGCAGUGAAGAUUCUUGGAGGUGACCCUAGGAGAGUCCACCCUGCCCGUCCGACAGAUCUCACAGUUGACCAUUCUUUACAGAUUGACUUCAGUAAAUGUGCAAUACAGAAUGCUCCGAAUCCUGGAGGUGGUGACCUGCAGAAAGCAGGAAAGCUCUCUCCACUCAGAGUGCAGCCUAAGAAGCUUCCCUGCAGAGGCCAGACUACCUGCCGUGGAUCCUGCGACUCUGGAGAGCCGGGCCGAAACUCAGGGAAAUUGUCUUCGCAGAUUGAGAACACGCCCAUUCUCUGUCCUUUUCAUUUGCAACCAGUGCCUGAACCUGAAACAGUGUUAAAAAACCAAGAAGUAGAAUUUGGCAGAAAUCGAGAGAGGCUUCAAUUUUUCAAGUGGAGUUCAAGAGUUUUUAAGAACGUGGCUGUAAUCCCUCCUGGAACUGGAAUGGCUCAUCAAGUAAACUUGGAGUAUUUGUCGAGAAUGGUUUUUGAAGAAGACAACCUCCUCUUCCCAGACAGUGUGGUUGGCACAGAUUCUCAUAUAACCAUGGUGAAUGGUUUGGGGAUUCUGGGGUGGGGGGUUGGAGGCAUUGAAACCGAAGCAGUAAUGCUUGGUCUGCCAGUUUCUCUCACUCUCCCGGAGGUGGUUGGAUGUGAGUUGAGCGGCUCGUCAAACCCUUUUGUCACAUCCAUAGAUGUCGUGCUUGGCAUUACAAAGCACCUCAGGCAAGUAGGAGUGGCUGGAAAGUUUGUUGAGUUUUUUGGAAGUGGAGUUUCACAGUUAUCUAUAGUGGAUCGGACCACAAUAGCAAACAUGUGUCCAGAAUAUGGUGCUAUCCUCAGCUUUUUCCCUGUUGACAAUGUGACUUUAAAACAUUUAGAACAUACAGGUUUUGACAAAGCCAAACUCAAGUCAGUGGAAACAUACCUUAAAGCUGUGAAAUUGUUUCGACAUGACCAGGAUAAUUCAGGAGAACCCACGUACUCCCAGGUGAUCCGGAUUCAUCUGAAUUCAAUAGUUCCAUCUGUCAGUGGUCCAAAGAGACCUCAGGAUAGAGUUGCUGUGACGGACAUGAAGCGUGACUUCCAAGCUUGCUUGAACGAAAAGGUGGGAUUUAAAGGGUUCCAGAUUGCCGCUGAGAAGCAGAAGGAUUACGUCUGUAUUCGUUACGAAGGAAGCGAGUACACGCUGUCUCACGGGUCUGUGGUCCUGGCCGCGGUCACCAGCUGUACCAAUAACUGUAACCCGUCUGUCAUGCUCGCCGCAGGUCUUCUGGCUAAAAAAGCCGUGGACGCUGGGCUGCAUGUGAAACCGUACAUCCGAACAAGUCUAUCUCCAGGCAGCGGGAUGGUUACACAUUACCUCAGUUCCAGCGGAGUGUUACCGUAUCUCAGUAAGCUUGGAUUCGAAAUUGUCGGCUAUGGAUGCUCAACCUGUGUGGGGAAUACAGCACCCUUGCCAGAAGCCGUUUUAAAUGCAGUAAAACAGGGCGAUUUGGUUACUUGUGGAGUUUUAUCUGGAAACAAAAAUUUUGAAGGCCGGCUUUGUGAUUGUGUUCGUGCCAAUUAUCUUGCCUCUCCACCCUUGGUGGUAGCAUACGCCAUAGCGGGCACAGUGAAUAUAGACUUCCAGACGGAGCCUCUAGGCACAGACCCUACUGGCAGGAGCAUUUACCUGCAGGACAUCUGGCCCAGCCGAGAGGAGGUUCAUCAGAUGGAGGAAGAGCGGGUUGUACUGUCCAUGUUUAAAGUUCUGAAAGAGAAGAUGGAGAUGGGAAAUAAGCGGUGGAAUUCCUUAGAAGCACCGGAUUCAGUUUUGUUUCCAUGGGACUUAAAGUCCACUUAUAUCAGAUGUCCUUCGUUUUUUGAUAAGCUUACCAAAGAGCCAGUUGCCCUGCGGCCUAUUGAGAAUGCCCACGUCCUGCUGUACCUGGGAGACUCGGUCACCACCGACCACAUAUCACCUGCGGGGAGCAUCGCCAGGAGCAGCGCUGCUGCCAAGUACUUGACAAACAGAGGCCUUACUCCUCGUGAGUUCAACUCCUAUGGGGCCCGCAGAGGCAACGAUGCCGUGAUGACCAGAGGCACGUUUGCGAACAUCAAGCUGUUUAAUAAAUUCCUUGGGAAACCAGCUCCCAAAACAAUUCAUUUCCCGUCAGGACAGACGCUAGAUGUGUUUGAGGCUGCGGAGCUGUACCAGAAGGACGGUGUCCCACUGAUUAUUUUAGCAGGAAAAAAAUACGGUUCCGGGAACUCCAGAGACUGGGCUGCCAAAGGACCGUAUCUGCUGGGCGUGAAAGCUGUUUUGGCUGAAAGUUAUGAAAAGAUUCACAAAGAUCAUUUGAUUGGAAUCGGCAUAGUUCCACUUCAGUUCCUUCCGGGAGAAAACGCAGAGUCCUUGGGCCUCUCCGGCAGAGAAACAUUUUCCUUAACGUUUCCUGAAGAGCUGUCUCCUGGACUAACGUUAAGUAUAAAGACAAGCACUGGCAAAGUAUUCAGCGUGAUUGCUGCUUUCGAAAAUGACGUGGAAGUGACGUUGUACAGACACGGAGGAUUAUUAAACUUUGUGGCACGAAAAUUCUCAUAGUAUCUACUCCACGCGGAUACCUGUCAGAACUGCUAACCGCAGGGAAGCCUUUCGGGCUGGACCAGGGAUCUUUGCUCUGGAGCUGCAGACGUCCCGCGUGCUUGGCGGUCUCACCGUGGGUGUAAAUGAUAAUGAAUCAUCAUAGUGACUGAAAUGAAAUCUUCCUGAUUUUAAAUAAUAAACGAAUGGUGCUAUUAACAUUGCUAAAAUCAACGUGUGAGGUGUGCUGUGGGAGAGGCCUAAGUCCGGGGGUAUUUUAUCGGACCAUUUUGUAAAUAAAGGCAGAAUUUGAACUCGUGUUGAAGAUUCUUACACGAAUAACCUUCCUGAGGUCGUUUUGUUCCGCGCCUGUAAAACUGUGCACUGCUGUUUGUUGGUUCAGACCAGCAGUUGGGAAGUCAGAAGCCAGGUGAGACCCCGGACUGUGGACGCUGGACUCUGAUUCGCACGUGAACUUUCUGAUACUUUCAUCCUCUGUCAGACUUGAGCUGGACAUGGUUGGCGUCCAUCGUUUGUGAUCCAGCCAGGCUUACCCUAGAGUCGGUCUAACGGGGGCGCUACGCGGCCCCGACACCCUGUGCCGUCUGGCCACGGCCCCCUCGGGUGGACGUGGAGCAGUCCGGGUGGCGCCCCGCGCUCACGUUGUUCCAUGAUUUGUUGCUGUGACGUGCUCGCCAGCCUCAGACGGUGUGACAUCAGGACAUCAGUUGGGUCAGAUCAUGUUGCUCACGUUAUGUGACACUGUUACUUCCUAGGACCUAUUAUUUUAGGUGUCAUUAACCAAAAUUCCACACUCCCUUACAGUUGCUAAAGAGAGCUCGAUCAGUAAAUGCUAAAAUGAUUUCCUCUAGGCUCUUAAAUUAUCCACCCUAAAUUAUAUGCUUGAUGCUCAACUCUAAGCAUUUUUUAAGUAUUGAUUAUUUCUUAAUUAUUUAAAAUUGAUUUCCUGUCAUUCUGAAUCCAUAUUUUACCUGGGAUGCAUGAUUCUAUUAGUUAUGUUUUUGUUUUAACCAAAGCUGACUAUCAGGAUAAAACACUUAAAUUGUUGCCACCUGGAGACUCUGCUUUCUCCAUCUGCAUGUCCCUUCACCGCAGCAAGUGUUCAGUCUAUAAGACGUUUGGUGACUUUUAAGAAAAAGUUUGGAUAAUUAAUUCCAGAAAGUCCUAUACCUUUUUUUUUAAUUAAGAACUUAAACUUAGCAGCCAAAAGGUAAAUUGUAGAGUUGGUUUUUUUCGUUUUUUUUUUUCUUCACUUGGAGAUCUUCCUCUGACCCAGUCGCCCGCGUGGCCCAGAAGGACUGUUCGCUGAAUUUCAGCUGAAACUAGCAGAGCAGGGGCUGCAGACCGCUGAGAGCUUGGCACGCUCGCACUCCCUCGCGCCCGUUGGGCAUAGUCUGCGCGUCUGUGUUUAGACAAUCACGGGGACUGCGGUCUGAGGACACGAUUUCCCUUUAUUUAAAUUUUCUAUAACAACUUCUGUGGUACCUUCUGUUGUGUUCUUGAUACGUUGUUACACCAUGUAUCUGUCCGUGCAUGUGUUUAAUUUACAUGAAAACAUGAAUUGGGUUGGGGGAGUGGACGGGUCCCAGGUGUCCCCGGACAUGAAGAGGAGGUGGCUCCGGGUGCCUCGCGGGGACGCAUCGUGCCAUCUCAGGCCACCCUGAGACCCCGUGUCCCGUGUGCCUGCCCGCUGUGCCCGCAGCCCCGCCCCGGCCACGUGCUCUGUUGGCAGAGAGGGGUCAUCUCUUGCUUUUACUGUUUUAUUUACCUCCUUUGUUGACUAUAUCUGGGUAAUUUGGUAUUUCAAAAAAAUGCACAGUAUCGUAGGAAGGGAGCAUACUAGGCACGUGAGAAGCACACGAGGGUGUGACCCGGAGGCUGACGUCAGAGGCGUUAGCGCAGCAGCAGCUUUUCAUCCCAAGAAAACGAAGCCACCUGCCCUUGCCACGUUUCCUGCCUCAGUGUCGCUGCUCCCGCCGACCCCGGGAUGAGGGAGCCAUGCCGCUGUCGGUGCCUCCUGGGGGGCUGGCAGGAGGACAGCCCGCCGGCCUGACGUUUCUCUGUGGUUGUAUGAAGACCACAGUCUCUACCUGUGGGUGUAGGGGAAGGUGCUCAGACACUGGGUGUUGACCUUAGUUUGACUUGGGGUGAUGGAGGGGGAACAGGGAGGCUCUGUUAGGCUUCCUCCCCUCCUGUGUGAUAGUGCCGAUGUUUCUAUCAAUUUUACAUAUAAUAUAUGACUAUGAAACCAUGUAUCUCAAGUAACUAUAAAUCAUUGUCUAUUAUUUAAAGCCAACAAAACAGUGUAACAGUUUUAAGUUCAAUAAUGUCAAGUAUUGUAUAAAAAUAUAUUGGAGGCAGAGUUCAGUUGACAAUUGUGUAUAUGUUAUUGAUGCUGUAAAUUAUUUUUAAUAAAGAAAAUUGUAUUAUCACACA
Messenger RNA from Canis lupus familiaris (dog), 5423 nucleotides. It is a transcript of the gene IREB2, whose product is annotated as iron responsive element binding protein 2. Lineage: Eukaryota; Metazoa; Chordata; Mammalia; Carnivora; Canidae. Gene Ontology annotation, cellular component: cytosol; mitochondrion. The transcript has 22 exons. Gene Ontology annotation, molecular function: iron-responsive element binding; aconitate hydratase activity; 4 iron, 4 sulfur cluster binding. The coding region runs from base 93 to 2987 and encodes 964 amino acids. Gene Ontology annotation, biological process: citrate metabolic process; tricarboxylic acid cycle. The record is from RefSeq and is a predicted model, not a curated record.